Molecule: messenger RNA, 2795 nt
Organism: Lactuca sativa (garden lettuce)
Lineage: Eukaryota; Viridiplantae; Streptophyta; Magnoliopsida; Asterales; Asteraceae
Biological process (GO): activation of GTPase activity
Molecular function (GO): GTPase activator activity
Source: RefSeq, a predicted model, not a curated record
UAACAUUUUUAAUUAUGGCAUCGGAGCGUAUCAAGAGUUGUAAAAUGAUUAGAAUAUCCGAAUCAUUCCGCGAGGCUCCAUCUCACCACUUUCAUCUUCUCGGAUGUUCUUGCAGUCAAUAUCAAAAUUAAGAAUUUUAUGAUUUUCUUCGUGAAAAUCCGUCAUCAUUUUGUGUAUAACUCUGUCUUCUUGAAUUUUCAUCUCACAUUUACAACAUCUUUUUAUUAUUCAUCGCGCAAUCCUCACAAACCCUAACAAUCGACAACGUUUACCUAAGUCUUUCUUUCUGAAUUCUGGAGUUCGAAAAAAAUCUCUUUUUCAAUUCACAUAUCCCAUGAUUUAUUCAUCAUUAGAAAGUUUCCUUUGGUGAUCGUAUAUAACGGUUAUAUGGUGUUCCAAUCUGUCAAACAUUGUGAUAUAGUUUAUCCAAUUGCGAUUUCGAGGGUUUUGUGAAUUUUUUUGGGGGCAUAUUAAAUUAUGUCACCUGCGGCUCCAAUCGAGCCGACGAAGAAGACAUUGCCGGAAUCGUCGUCGUCGGGAGACUUAUCACCGGAGAGAACCGGUUUGGAGAAUCAUCGCCGUUUUGGAGACCUAAGAGGGGUUCAAUGGCGUAUAGAUUUGGGGAUUUUACCUCCUUCUUCCUCUUCCGUUGAUGAGUUUCGUCGUGUAAUCGCCAAUUCCCGUAGAAGAUAUGCAGCUUUAAGGAGGAGGCUUCUUAUCAAUCCUCAUAUUUCCAAAGAUGAAAGCAAUUUUCGUGAUCAUGUUAUGGACAAUCCUCUUUCACAAAACCCUGAUAGCAUGUGGGGUCGCUUUUUUCAUAAAGCUGAAUUAGAGAAAAUGGUUGACCAGGAUUUAUCAAGGUUGUAUCCUGAACAUGGUAGCUACUUUCAGACACCUGGUUGCCAAGGUGUAUUGAGAAGGAUUUUGUUGCUUUGGUGUAUUAGACAUCCAAACUAUGGCUACAGACAAGGAAUGCAUGAACUUCUUGCUCCAUUAUUAUACGUCCUUCAAGCCGAUUUAUCGCGUCUUUCACAAGUCCGAAAACAAUACCAAGAUUACUUCACUGACAAUUUCGACGGCUUAUCAUUCACCGAAUCCGAUUUCGAAAAAACCGAUGACAUCACAACCCAAAACAACCAAUCAAAACUCAACAACUUCCAUUCCCUCGACCCCAAAAUCCAAACAAUCAUCUCAUUUAGCGACGCAUACGGAGCCGAGGGCGAAUUAGGAAUUAUCCUCUCCGAAAAAUUCAUCGAACACGACGCCUACUCUAUCUUCGACGCUUUAAUGAACGGUGACAAAGGCGCAGUUGCCAUGGCAAACUUUUUUUCCCAUUCUCAGACAGGAAUACCCCCCGUGAUUGAAGCCUCAUCGCAAUUAUACCAUUUGUUAUCAAUCGUUGAUUUGUCUCUAUACACUCAUUUAGUCGAGCUAGGAGUUGAACCGCAGUACUUCGCGCUUCGAUGGCUACGUGUUCUUUUCGGACGCGAGUUUGCCCUCGAGGACCUUUUGGUCAUUUGGGACGAAAUUUUCUCCCUCGACAACGCUCGGUUAACUCCCUCGUCGGAAUCGGAAUCGGAAUUGAAUUCCGGGGUUUUGAAAUCGACACGCGGCGCGUUCAUUUCCGCGCUUGCGGUUUCGAUGAUUCUUUAUUUGCGGUCGUCGCUUCUCGCGACGGAAAACGCGACUUCGUGUUUGCAACGACUGUUGAACUUUCCGGAAGAUGUUAAUGUUGGGAAGCUUGUGAAAAAAGCUAAAUCUUUAAUGAAUGUCGCGAUCGAUGCGAUUAAUUCGGUUCAUGGAGGUGGGGCCCGGUUUAAGAGGAGUAAGUCGAGGAGUCACAGUCUCCCGUCUGACCCCGGGGCUGCCCCUCCGGGCAGCCCCGGGGUGCCCGAGAGUUAUUGGGAGGAGAAAUGGAGAGUUUUGUUGAAAGAAGAAGAAGAACAAAAACAAGCGAAUUUACAUAAACAUGUGAGAAACCGGAUUAAAGGGUGGUCAGAGAGAGUCAAGAUGCGGUUAUCAAGAACCGAAUCCGCGAGACUUCUUUCCAAAGUGAGUCAAAUCAAAACGGGCCCCACUCAGUCACAGCCACAGUUACAGUCGCCUGUUACAGUUACAAAAGCCAUGGCUAUGGAUGAAAGUCAUGAAGCCGCCUCGGUUUUUUCCGAUGCGGUUUCUCAUAUUGACAUGGAAGUAAGCAGUGUGGCGUCGAAUUCUUCGGUUAAUGAAGUGGCUUCACCUUUACCGGUUUCGGACCCGCCUGAAGAGAUUUUUAAUAAGGAGGGGCAAAGUGACAAUUCGCCAAAGUUGGGGGAGAAUUUUCGGGAAAGAAGAGUUCUUUCGGGAAAGUUUCCGUGGUCAUGGAUGUUUGCAAGAAAUGGGAAUGAGGGUUCUUCGUCUACUUCUGAGCCUGUUUUUGAAUUUGAUCAUUCAAAGAAUGGAAUGGCUAUACCAUCAUCAUCAUCAUCAUCAUCAUCAUCAUCAUCAUGUACAACUAGCAAACCGGAAGUUGUUGAACAGAGUUUGAAAAAUCUUGCUCGAUCCAUGAUUGAAAAUAUCGAGGUGAUUGAAUCUGUUUUCCAGCAAGAAAAAGACCAAAAUGACCCUAUAGAGAACUUUGUAGGCAGAGGACAAUUUAAAGCCAUGGGAGCUCUUAAAGAGCUUCGAAAAAUUAGCGACAUUUUAUCACAAAUGUAACAUGAUAUUCUUUGUUUCUAUACAUAGCAAAUGCAUAUAUUGUAAUUACCAUUUUCGAGAGUCCUUAAUAAAUGAGUUUCUAAGGUUUCUCAUGUAAA